Molecule: messenger RNA, 863 nt
Organism: Trichoplax adhaerens
Lineage: Eukaryota; Metazoa; Placozoa; Uniplacotomia; Trichoplacea; Trichoplacidae
Exons: 5
Coding region: 1-618 (205 amino acids)
Biological process (GO): regulation of apoptotic process
Source: RefSeq, a predicted model, not a curated record
AUGUCAGCAAUUCGAGGAAAAAGAACUUGUUACACAACAAAUCGGAAGAGUUUUCCUUACCGAAUGCAUCGUAGAUUAAUUCUAAUAAAACCUGGAAUAAUAAUUCGUCUGCGAUUGGAGCUGAUAUCUACUAGUAUCAUUACUUUUAUCAACGUUCAGAAGCAUUUGAUUACAAUCAACUUGAUAGCAGAAAUGGGAGACAUUCGUAUUUGUUUUCCUGAGAAGGUGAAACAGGUACAAAUACAAAUACUUGUGAUUGGGGGUCCGCCUGAACACAACGUAAACGCGGUUGGAAUGAGCAAAUUUCACAGGCAAAUUAUUCGCAGAAAUAGAGAUAACAUCGUUACAAAUAUUUCUACGAGUAUUGAUAGUAUCAUUGAUGCUAUGUUCAGCCAAGGCGUUAUUACCUAUGAUCACAAGGUGCAACUUUAUGGUAGCACCGUCCCAAAUCCAUACAUAAGGGUUCGAAAUUUCCUGGACAUUCUAUGCGAAAGAGGUAGCAAAGCGUUUGAACAAUUUUGCAUCACUGUCCGUCGCUUUCAUUCAGAAUUGGCUGAUGAUCUAGAAAGGCAAGCUGGUCUAUCCAGCUCAGCUGCCAAUUUCAAUUCCGGAUCAUAGAGUAAAGAAAUUGUUUGGCACGGCAAUGGUAGUUUAUUAAUGAGCAUAAAAUACAUGACUAUGUUCCAUAUUAUUAUUGAGUUAAUUUAAUUAGACGUAUCGUGUAUGGAAUGACAUUCAUGAUGUGUGCAUAGAACUAAAUGAAGUAAACGCUCUAGAAAUGUUAUAUGUAUCAAGAGGUAUUCCUUUGCUUAGCAUUAUUUAAAUUGGCUUAAGCCUGAAUUAUUUUAAAAAUCUGUCUGAAC